Molecule: messenger RNA, 852 nt
Organism: Puma concolor (puma)
Lineage: Eukaryota; Metazoa; Chordata; Mammalia; Carnivora; Felidae
Source: RefSeq, a predicted model, not a curated record
AUGGCCGACUUCAAGGAUCGGACGUUGGAUGUGGAGAAGGUACUCAUAGCUGCUAAAUUCAUCACUCAUGCACCACCAGGGGAAUUUAAUGAGGUGUUCAACGAUGUCCGGCUACUACCUAAUAAUGACAAUCUCCUCAGGGAAGGGGCAGUGCAUGCAUUUGCUCGGUAUAACAUGGAUCAGUUUACUCCUGUGAAGAUAGAAGGGUAUGAAGAUCAGGUCUUAAUUACAGAACAUGGUGAGCUGGGUAAUAGCAGAUUUUUAGACCCGAGAACCAAAAUUUCCUUUAAGCUCGAUCAUUUACAGAAAGAAGCAAGUGACUCCCAGCCAGAGGACGCGGAUGGAGGUCUGAAGUCUUGGAGAGAACCCUCUGACGGUGCUUUCAGGGCCUACGUGAAAGAUCGUUACCCCAACGGCUUCCGUACUGUUUGUGCUAAAACUAUAGAUGGGCAACAGACCAUUAUUGCCUAUAUUGAAAGCCACCAGUUGCAGCCUAAAAACUUCCGGAAUGGUCGUUGGAGAUUAGAGCGGAAGUUUGCCACGACACCACCUACAGCCCAGGUGGUGGGAGUACUUAAGAUUCAGGUUCACUGUGACCAAGAUGGCAAUGUUCAGUCGGUUAGUCAGGAAGAUGUACAGGAUGCAGGAACUGUUUCAAAUGAAGUCCGAACUGCCAAGGAGUUUCUUCAAAUCAUAGAGCAUGCAGAAAAUGAACGUCAGACAGCAAUUAGUGAAAACUAUCAAAACAACGUCAGACGCCGCAUUCAAGGCCUUGAGCCGGCUACCCGCACUGAAAUCGACUGGAACGAGAUCCUCAGCUACAGGACUGGCAAAGAAAUGCAGAAUGCUUAA